Cuscuta europaea is the source of this 1774-nucleotide messenger RNA. NCBI's taxonomy places the organism in Eukaryota, Viridiplantae, Streptophyta, Magnoliopsida, Solanales, Convolvulaceae. The record is from the annotation of a GenBank genome assembly.
AGCAUCCUUAACGCUCCGUAACACCUCUGUUAUUUCCACACAACAAACCCACCGCCCUGUUUUGGUUUCUAAGGCACCACCGAUGAAACGAAAAAUCAAACCCACCGAUGAGAAACCAACUAAAACAUCAAGAUGACGACAAAGAGAAAGGCUUUAUCUUCUAAUCUCUUCUUUAACAAGGUGCCGACGAAGACGAAGAGAAAGGGCGUAGAGCAUCUUAUCCCAUCUUAUGAACAAGUCAAGAGAAUUAGGAUCAGAGGACAAUGAAUCCCGAACUGGAUGCAAGAAAUUAGCAGACUUGAUCUCCAAACUUGAUGCAAAAAAUUAGCAGACUUUAUCUGUUUGUAAUAUAGAUGGGACGAAUACUAAUGGAGAUGAAUUAUAUGCUGGCGUAUGGGUCUGCAGAAAAAUCAUUAAGACAACUGUGGAAGUUUGGAAUUUUAGAAAUUUUUCUACCACUGCAAGCUGCUUACUUUGUUUCCUAAGGUUUUAAAAGGCGUGAUAAGAGGUCUAACAUGCUUCUGACUAUGUUUUCCUGCCUGGAUAAACUUUUGGCACCUGAUCGGCCUUGCCACUGUUGUUUAUGCGUUCCACAAAGCCUUGUCGGAUAGACCUCGGGAUCCAUUGGUGGUAGCUGCUUUCAGUAUUAUUUUACACACUGGUGGGUCAUCUUCUGAUGCAUUAGGCAUAGUGAAGAAGAUCUCACAAUCACACGAUCCAAGGUUUCCUGAGUUGUCUGUAGAUCUCAAUCUAAGCUCAGAUGAGGAACUAACUAUUGAAUGAGGUCAUGGAUCUAUCAGUUGAUGUGAAAUGUACGCUACACAAGAUGUCAGAUGAACGGGUUGUUUCUAGAGCACUAAUUAAGUAUCCACAAUCACCCUGGUCCAGUAUGGACACUACACACUAUGUUGAAAACCAAGUGCAAACUGUGGGAGAAAGUGUGAAGUUUUGUUCAGAAAUGAUGCAUGAUUUGCAUCCUGUUAGUGUUGCUGCUGCCAACUUCUAUGUGAAUCCUUAUGCUCACCUCGAGAUUGAGAAAAAGGUAUAUGGGAAAAAGGAAAACUGCACACGUAUUAGAUGUGAAUAUCACAGACGAUGAUCAAGACAUGUGAGUAGAAAACAUGAGGGUCAAGCUUCCUCAUUUAAUUAGGUCCGUGCGAUGAACGUGUCAAAUUGUCACAUGGGUUUCAGAUCCAAUGCAUGGCAACACCAUUAAAGCUCCAUGCCUUCUUGAGACUCGAUCCUUUGAUGCUAUCAGGGAGGAAGUGAGAGCAUUCUUCUAUGUUCAUGAGCAAGAAGGAAGCAACCCAAAUGGGGUGCACUUAGAGAUGACAGGGCAGAACGUGACAGAGUGCUUCGGUGGUGGUGGAUCACGGACCGUGACAUUUGAUGAUCUGAGUUCUCGCUACCACACACACUGUGACCCCCGGCUGAAUGCCUCUCAGUCACUGGAGCUUGCCUUCAUCAUACAUGAGUGCUUAAGAAAGAGGAGAAACGGAAGCACACAUUAGUUAUGCUUUUAAGGGAAGCGCCAAGGCAGCAGUAAUCUGCCGCCCUUCAUUUUCUUUUUCUUUUUCCUUUAAAUAAUUAUUAUUACUCUGUAUUAAUUAAUAUCUUAUGUUUAGUUAUGUUCUGGUACAAUACUAAAUUAGUACGAAAUAUAUGUGCAUACCGGAAAGGAUGUGUGUUGUAUGAGAGUUCUGGUUUGUAUGUUAUGAUGAGUAAAUAAAAUUUCCAAUUUCUGCAAUAAAAAAAGACUUCGACACACUGUUUC